AUGUUCUGGGCCUGGGCGGGCGUGACGGCGCUGCUGCUCGUAGGAGCACUCGGUGUCCUGAUCCACGAUGUGAUACUAUGGAAGCGUAUGCCUCCCGGGCCUCAGCCGCUCCCCUUCGUGGGCAACAAGUUCGACAUCCCGUCCAAAUACCCAUGGAUCCAAUUCCAAGAAUGGUCCAAAAAAUACGGCCCGAUAUUCACGCUCUGGCUGGGCCGUCGGCCAACAGUGAUCAUCUCUGACCCUGUCAUCGCAUCCGAACUCCUCGAAAAGCGCUCCCACAAGUACAGCUCGCGGCCGCGGUUCGUCGUCAUGGGCGAGAUCUACAGCCAAAACAGCGGCAUUCUCGUGGCCAAGUACGGCAAAGACUGGUCUGUCCGGCGCAAGGUCCUCCACAGCGUCCUCACCCAGAAGGCCCUGCAACAGUACAAACCCGUGCAAGAAGCCGAGGCUGUGCGCCUCUGCCAGAUGCUGGUCGACAACCCACAGGACUUUGAGAGCCUAUUGGACCGCUUCACGGCGUCCAUCGUCUUCACCAUCGCCUACGGUCACCGCAUCGACAGCAUGCAGUCCCCGAUCAUCCGCCAGCGCCUGAAGUUGAUGCACAUCAUGGCGUCCCUGAACGUGCCAGGCCGGUACCUAGCCGAGUCGUUCCCGAUCCUCGCACGCGUGCCAGAGGCGCUGGCCUCGUGGAAGCGCCAGGUCCGCGGCUGGGGCGACGAGAAUGAACAAGCCGACAAACAACUCAUGAACUACGUGCGCGAAGACAUGGAGAACGCCAAAAAGCCCGGCGCCCCUCCUCUAGCCCCGAGCCUAGCCAGGCAACUGCUCGAGCAGCGCGCCGCCGACCCCGCGACCUUCGCGCUCCUCGGCGAGCGCGACUUCAACGGCCUCCCCGCUAGCAUCUUCGGCGCCGGCGCCGACACCACGGCCAGCACGCUGUGCAGCGCCAUCCUCGCCCUCGUGACCCACCAGGAGGUUCUGCCGGCCGCGCACGCGGAGCUGGACGCCGUUGUCGGCCCCAACCGCCUGCCCCUGUACUCGGACGAGCCCUCGCUGCCGUACAUCCGCGCACUGUGCAAGGAGGCGCUGCGCUGGCGGCCCGUUGCCGUCCUGGGUGGCACGCCGCACGCGAGCACCGAACCGGACACCUACAAGGGCUGGUACAUCCCCACGGGGACCAACAUCCUGGGCAACAGCUGGGCCAUCAACCUCAACCCCGAAUACUACCCGAACCCGGACCACUUCAAUCCGCUGCGCUUCCUCGACGCGGACCCGCACGCCCUAGGCUACCUGCCCAAGGAAUACCUGGCCAGCACGCCGCGCGAGAACGACGGCCUCGUCCACCCGUCGCGGCUCGGCCACUCGAGCUUCGGCUGGGGCAGGCGCAUCUGCCCUGGCGCCGACCUCGCGAGCAACAACCUCUUCAUCGCCAUCGCGCACCUGCUGUGGUGUUUCGACAUCAAGCCGGCCAAGGGUGUCGUUUACGACACGUACAAUUACACCGAGGGGUUCAACAUUCGGCCCCAGCCGUACCAAUGCGAGAUCACGAUCCGCAGCGAGAAGCACAAGGAGGUGCUGCAGCGGGAGUUUGUGCAGGCGAGGGAUCAUCUGAUGAGGAACUUCCCGCUGUUCAAGGAGCAUGAGAUUGUGGUUUGA
Molecule: messenger RNA, 1656 nt
Organism: Cladophialophora carrionii CBS 160.54
Lineage: Eukaryota; Fungi; Ascomycota; Eurotiomycetes; Chaetothyriales; Herpotrichiellaceae
Exons: 1
Coding region: 1-1656 (551 amino acids)
Molecular function (GO): oxidoreductase activity, acting on paired donors, with incorporation or reduction of molecular oxygen; monooxygenase activity; heme binding
Source: RefSeq, a predicted model, not a curated record